This is a messenger RNA of Culex quinquefasciatus (southern house mosquito), 4366 nucleotides long. RefSeq lists its product as uncharacterized. The coding region runs from base 816 to 3395 and encodes 859 amino acids. The transcript has 2 exons. Lineage: Eukaryota; Metazoa; Arthropoda; Insecta; Diptera; Culicidae. The record is from RefSeq and is a predicted model, not a curated record.
AGUUCAAUUAUCGAUUUGCUAUGAUUUUUUGAACAUUGGCCGAUCUGUAAACUGUUCCGAAUAUGAGGAAUGACUGUAGAAUGUAAAGUUCGAAAAUCGCGAUCAUCUUUCUCGUUAGUCAUGUUGUUACGACCGCUUAGAUGGCCACACUGCCGAACGGUAUAGCGCCGACGGUGUAAUCGGCCGACUCCAUCUCGACUGUCAACGCGAGCGCAAAGCAAGGAGAAAAUCAAAACAACAAAGAAGGAUUCUCCAUUUCGAAGUUGAGAAAUAGUUUGUGUUCAUAAGUUAGUGAAAAUUGAGUGCAUUUGGGGUUAAAUUAACGUAAAUUAUAGCGUAUCCCAAAAGGAAACCUGUAAGUAGGAAGAAAUAACAAUAAGUUUUAAUUAAGAAAACUUUAACGGUGAAAUACUUACCAGCUGCACACGUCGACUGAAGAACAGCAACGAUUGUCGUACCGUCACAUGGUGCUACCUCGGACGGCGAUGAUUAUCUGUAAGUUUACCUGAAAAGAAGGAGAAUAAUUAAUUAACAAGUGUAAAAUAAAAACAGGAACGGAAAGGAAAGGAGAAGGAAUCGAGGAGGUUCAAGGAAGGAGGAGUAAAUCGCGAGGAGAAGACUAUUUGAUUUUAAAGCUGCUGGAGACAGCUGCUACAAAAAAUUUAGUUUUACUCUGGUUCAUCCGAACAAACUUUAAAAUCAAAUACUGGUUCGAUGAAUCUCAACACUCCAACCUGAACCAGACUUCAGAUCUCUGCGGUGCGUGCGAAUUUCUCACCGAAGCGGAGGAAAUUAUCACCUGCAGCAGCUGCGGAAUGAAAUACCACUCCCGCUGCGUGGACAACACGGCGGCGGAUACGGAGUGGUACUGCCCAGAAGGUUGUCGGAACAAUCUCGACGAUUCAGCCGAACAAGCUCGCGAACAACCAGAUGCGGCGACCGACACGGAUUGUCCGGCGGUUGGGCAAGCGGAAGAAUUCGAUGCGGAACGUUGGAUCCGGGAGAAGCAGGAGGAGAUCGAGAUGGAGCUGGCGGAAAGGCAAGCGCAGAUCGAUCGCGAGCUGCGGGAGAAGGAAGAAAAGAUGGCCGAAGCAAUCCGGAAAGUAAUGCGGCGGCAAGAAGCCAACUUGGAGCUCGAGCGGAAGAAAAAGGCGGACCACGAGAGGCGAAUGGCAGAUUUGCAGAGUUCGUUUCAAAGAAGGUCUUCACUCAUCAACGAGCAGCUGGAGCUCACCAAGUAUGGUUUCGAGAAGAUCCUGCAAUGUCCUCAAAUCGUCAACUCGACGAGUGAGGAAGAGGCAGAAGACGAGAAGAAGAUCGAGCGCGAAGAAAGCUCGAAUGAAGACCGCGAUGGAAGUGCGAAAAGUCGCGUGGAAGACACCGGCGAGAACGGUACGAAGCUGAACAAGCAAGACGUCAGUGGAACUCUUUACGGGCUGGGGCAGCAAGGUUCCGGACUUGAGAAGGCACGACUGGCCGCGGGCGGGGGGCGUACAAGACAGUCUCCUUGCUACCCGAACGACCCAGAAUGGUUGCCAAAGUCCUACGGAACGCAACAAAAACCCUCGGAAUCCUGUGGAGUUGUGGACGGAGCAGAUCUUGGAAAGCUUCAAAGCUGGCUUAAAGGUGCGGCGCUAGACACUGGACAUCGUACGCUUCGCUUUUCCCGACGACUACUGGUGGAUCGUCCGGAACUGCUGCAACGAAGCCACGCGGAGAGUUCGCGCGGUAUUGAGCAUCCGGAAGCGGAAAAGUUUGCAACACUCACAACGCUCAAAAGUGCAGCGAAUCAACUGUACGAGCGUACGAAAGCGACGGAUAUCACGCUGGUGUAUCCGCUCGCAAUUGAAGACCCAGCUAGCGUACUUCCGAUUGUGGAGGAACGGCUCUGGGCAACGAAGAAGGCGGAAAUAAAGAUCUUUUCGUCGAAAAACAACUCGGACAUGAUAGCCGAGACAAGCAGAAGAAGACAGACAGAGGACGCGGACCUCUGCUGUCAGGAAGAGGACAGCUCCAGCCUGACCAGGGCCAACCAAAUGCAACCAAGAGUGCGCCACGAUCGCCAGUUGCGGUUCUGUGGGGGAAUGGAGGAGAUGUUCGACGACGAGCGUACGAAGAUCGUCGCAAGCUGGAAUCGCGGCGAUAACCAGAGGUUGGAGAAACGCGGCCAAAGCAAUACAUGCUGGGAGCUUUACAACCAGGUGGUUCUUCCAAUCCACGAAAGGAACACCGUCGCGCUGAUUGUUGGCGCACAGGUUGUUCGACUGGAUCUCGGAGACGUACCGGGAAAACUCGCUAGACAGCGGUCGGCUGAGGCGAGUCACGUGUGCCCACGAUUCACGCGGAUGAAUGAGUGGGUCUCUGCGGCGCAGGUUUGCAGCGGUUUGGUGGCUGACGAUGGUCAGCUGCAAGAACUCAUCGGAAAGCUGCGAUUGAUGCUGCCGGCACUAAUAGCUCUAGGGAACCACCAACACAACGCGGCGCCGAAAGAUCCGGACAAACCGAAGAAGAAAAGCGCAAUGCAAGAAUCGGUGGAAUAUGUUCAGCAAGAUCCGACGGUAACCGACGCAAAAAGGUCGCACGCGAAGUCUAUCGCUGGCUGCACGGUUAAAAAUGGGUUCAUCGAGACAAUGGUAAGCGGAUCAGCGCACGAAAACGAACCGGUUGAGGCGCUUAAAGAGGUCGAUCGAGUCCACACGAGAAUGAAGGCGGCUAACUCGACCAACACGAAGCCGGUUCAGCAACGAAAUCUCCGGUCAGCAGUACUCGAUUUGAAGACGCAAGCAGAGGACGGCGAUUUCCUGAAGCAGCAGUGGCUGAGUCGACGUGAGCUGGCUGACGAAGCAAAGAACCAUGUUCCGAAGAGCGGUGGUCACGACGAGGAUGGAAACAAGCUGCACCACAGCAACAGCAUACCACUACGGCACCCCGGCGUCAGUCUCUUGGCAAUGACGAGCUGCAAGGCGCAUGACGGCGUUGACGACAACGAAGGCGGCCAAAAACUACACAGAAACGCAGCAAAUAUAUCCGGCUCGGUGCCCUUUUCAACGGCGAAAACGCACGAGCAACUGGACAGCGCUGCAAGAGAGUGUGUAGGAACCGGAGGGGAUGCAGAUUUGGCGUUUGCAAUCGACAUGACUGCGGUAAACUGGAUCGUCGAAGAGAACCUGCCUGGGCUGGACGGCGCGCAGAGGCUGACGGACGGAAUCAGCAGGACGACGAACUCGAGUGUCGGCAAAGGCAAAGGUGUCCCCGCGCAAUGGCACCAGACGGAGGAGGCUGACCAGUCGGAGCAGAAGAGCAGAGUAAACACAGCGGUACCAAAGGAUCUUGGUAAAUCCUACGAACCGGAUGGUCCGACGGAUGUUACGGGCUGGGGUGUUACGACCGCUUAGAUGGCCACACUGCCGAACGGUAUAGCGCCGACGGUGUAAUCGGCCGACUCCAUCUCGACUGUCAACGCGAGCGCAAAGCAAGGAGAAAAUCAAAACAACAAAGAAGGAUUCUCCAUUUCGAAGUUGAGAAAUAGUUUGUGUUCAUAAGUUAGUGAAAAUUGAGUGCAUUUGGGGUUAAAUUAACGUAAAUUAUAGCGUAUCCCAAAAGGAAACCUGUAAGUAGGAAGAAAUAACAAUAAGUUUUAAUUAAGAAAACUUUAACGGUGAAAUACUUACCAGCUGCACACGUCGACUGAAGAACAGCAACGAUUGUCGUACCGUCACAUGGUGCUACCUCGGACGGCGAUGAUUAUCUGUAAGUUUACCUGAAAAGAAGGAGAAUAAUUAAUUAACAAGUGUAAAAUAAAAACAGGAACGGAAAGGAAAGGAGAAGGAAUCGAGGAGGUUCAAGGAAGGAGGAGUAAAUCGCGAGGAGAAGACUAUUUGAGUGAGUAGGAGAAAAGAAGUUGAAUUAUGUACAGAAACUUACCUUUUCAAUAUAAUUCCAGUUUUAAUGCUGCUGGAGACAGCUGCUACAAAAAAUUUAGUUUUACUCUGGUUCAUCCGAACACAUGUUUUUGAUACACGUCAUAGUCGGGUUUCAUUGCUCUAUGAUAUGCAAUUGUUUAAUGGUACGAUUCGUUCUAAUUUGCGUUAGCAAAAUAUAAAUUAUAUUCGAUCAUUUGUUUCCCGCGAAAUUAUCUUUUACCAUUUUAGCUCGUACAGCACGGUGACAAAUCUUGUUUCAACGCGAUUGUUCAAGCCCUUCAGAUAACAUCAUAACUUAUCAGUCAUCAGUAAUCAGUAAUUGGUCGUUCAUCUUAUAAAAAUUCAAAAGUAUAAAUAGUCUAAGGUCAACUCUACGUAAAUAUGUUACGCUGAGUAUAAUAUUUCUCCUUUUAAUUACACAUAACUUUGAUUCUAUCUUUCCG